Amoebophrya sp. A120 is the source of this 7559-nucleotide messenger RNA. NCBI's taxonomy places the organism in Eukaryota, Dinophyceae, Syndiniales, Amoebophryaceae. The record is from the annotation of a GenBank genome assembly.
GAAUAGUCUUCUAGUGAAGCAAAAGGAAUUUGUUUGAAAAUGAAACUUCACAUCUAGUACCAUGCGCAUGUGGUCAAGGCGCAUGAUAGAAACUAAGAAGAGCAACAGGUGGACUUAGUUUCCGCUUCUUUCGCGGUUUCAUCAAUUGAGUGCGAUUAGUAGUCAGUGCUUGACCACAAGUAGAACUUUGCUCGCCGCCCUGCAUCACGAUCCGGCGAGGAACAUGAAGCCGGGCUCCGUGGGUGGCGCGGGCGCGCGCCUAAACCACGGAACGGGAGGCAAUUCGGCGGCCAGUGCGCCCAUAACUACUCCCCACCGCAGCAGCCCUCUAUCCCAGGUCGCGGGAAACGCAGUGCUGAAAUGGCGCGGCGUCUUCAAUUCCGGAGGGUCUUCAAGCAGCACGGCGGAAACACCGUAAGAGGAACCUUGGUUGAUAGAUCUGCAAGAAGUUCAUGACGCGUAUGCUUAUCCUUAUGCUCGCGCGGCAGGUUUCAUGUUGUAAGUACUUCCUCCUUGAUUUGGUAAAAGUAUCGUAUACCAACUUUUAUCUUCUAACAAAGCCCGGCUCCGUGGUAGGUCUAGGUUGGCAAUUUGUUUCACGAACCACACCAACAGAGUUUUAUUUGGUCUUCGUGCUGACAGCUACGCCUUGGACGACUUCAUAUACUUAUUCAUCAUUCUACCGAAAUAAACAGUCCUCCGCGCGUGCUCCCCGGAACGACCCCGGUGACUGGCACGACCAAGAACGGUAACUCGUUUUCCGAGUCGGAGGACGCAUCCGGCGGCGCGGUAUCAAAUGCAAAAAUGUCUGGGUCUGGAAGAGUCAUGCUGUUUUUGCAUGACACAGCAGGUCUGGCAUGGACGAUCUAGCAUCACAGGUUUCGAGGAGCUUCCGCAAUGCCCAUGACAAAUCCCCCAUUUUGCUGGCAGAAAGUGGGCAGCUUCUGCUACCUAUGCACGAGAAAUUUUUCUGUGUUCUGAAAUGCGCAUCACAAGUUUGUAUUCUUCCAAACCCAGACAUUUUUGCACUCCAUACGCGGCCACGAACAGCAACAGCUACAACGAGCACCAGGCGCUUUCCCGCGCCGCCUACGACCUGGACGAGCUUCUGGCGAAAGUAAACGCAGCAAAGGCCGCCGGGUUACCAGGAACAACCGGCUCUGGUACUUCCACUGCGGAAAACGGAACUGGCGGUCUCGGCGGCGGGGAUCAUGGCACGACAAUAUCUUCAAGCGGCGGCGCAGCUGGAACAGGAGCAACGGGGCCUUUGCAGCCAGACGGGGCCACGACCGCAACGGGUGCCCCACAUCAACACGUGAACAUCGUCGGCGGCGGGACGAAAGUGCAGCUCGGCGAGCGCAGCAACCUGUUUUCGACCAAGAUGGAGCCGCGACGCGGCGGCGCGAAGAUGAAGCUGACUAGGCCCGGCAGCACCAACUCGUCGCAGGAUCCGCACCAGGUGCUACCCUUAAGCUCGGCGCUCGGCGGGAGUAACAACAACAAUAACAGCCACAAUUCCUUUCUGAACGACGGCGGCGGAACAACCGGAAACCACCACCCAACGACCAAGCCGCUCUACGGAAAUGGUGCACAGAACAACAACGGCCCCCGAGGGGCGCCGCGGCGGGCCGGGAACGCGAAAACGAACCUCGCGAACGGACAUUUCAGCAACUCCUCCAAGGAGUCGGACCACAACGCCAGCACCACAUACAACACCUCGUCCUCCGGUGGGGACAGCAUAUCAAAUGUAAAAAUGUCUGGGUCUGGAAGAUUGCGAGGCUUCUCAUGCUUGUCUGGCAUGACUCUUAAAUCUGUCAUGCACGUUACCCAAGAGCUCCAUUUUUCUGUCAUGCAGAGACGCAGUUUGUCAUGCAGAAUAGGCAACACCUAGAAGCUCAGAAACUUGCCAUGCUGAGCCAGCAUUUGCGGCCUCCUCACGAUACGCCACCCAGCAUCACAAGUUUCCAGACCCAGACAUUUUUACAGUUGAUACAGCAGUUCCGGGGGCAACGUCUCGUCUUCGAACAACUCGCUAAACGGAGACGUGAACAACGGGUCCAGUAUAUCCUGAGUAAAAACGUCCCCACCCCAGAGUUGUCAUGCAGAUUUGCGACUACAGGAACAUCUGGCAUGCGCAGACCCAAGAGAGGCAUUUUAUUUUUAAGUCGUGUUUUGGUAUUUGUAAUGCUGAAAACAGGAUGAGCAGAUGGAUUUGUGAUGCGAUUUCCGUUGCUAACCUGCACUACACUACGGACUGCAACUUGUCACGCAUGCGUCCCAAAACUUCUGGAUUUGUGUUGCCAAGUUCCCAACUUGACUAUGGGGUGGGGACGCUUUUACAUAUGAUACAGUAACCAGCCGGGCGGGACGAGGAACAGCAGCACCGCCUCCGGCGGGGGGGGACCACAUUUCGGCGGUAGUGGGGAGCAGCAGCCGGGCGGGGCGGGCGGCAGCAACCAAAACACGCGCGAGCGUCGGCCCUUUUCCUUCUUGAAUCCGCCCGGCGGCGCGCAAGUGAAGAGGCGGAAGACCACUGUCUUCCGCGACGACCGCUCGCACAUCGACUCGAGGCAAGUGGUGAACCGGCUGCUGCUCGCGAGCCUGGAAGCGGCCCAGGCGGGGGGAACAACUGCGGCGAAUGUGAAACGCAAGUGCGGGUGGGCACCUCCGCCGACCGCGGUGCUGUUUCCUCCAAAAGACGACGACUUCCUGCUGUCGUCCGAUGUCAGCAGUACUACUUAGAGCCUUAUCGAACAAAAAAGGGUGGAUACAUGUUGAAUACAAGAUCAAUACUGCCACGAAAAUCGAACAACGGCAGUGAUCUUUUUCUGUGUUUCUUCCAUCCUUCUUGUUUCAAGUAUAGCUAUAGUUACUAUACUGCUGGUCACCACCAGCAAAAAAAGUCCUGGUGGUCACCACCGGCAAAAAAAGUUGAGGUGGUCACUUCAACAUUCCUCGGAUGAGAGAAGUUGAGGCGCUCACUUCAAUUCUCCUCCGUUGAGGGAAAGUUGAAGUGGCCACUUCAACUUUCCUCGGAUGAGAGAAGUUGAGGCGCUCACUUCAAUUCUCCUCCGUUGAGGGAAAGUUGAAGUGGCCACUUCAACUUUCCUCGGAUGAGAGAAGUUGAGGCGCUCACUUCAAUUCUCCUCCGUUGAGGGAAAGUUGAAGUGGCCACAGACAUCAACUUUCCUCGGAUGAGAGAAGUUGAGGCGGUCACUUCAAUUUUCCUCCGUCGCGGGAAAGUUGAAGUGGCCAUUUCAACUUUUCUCGGAUGAGAGAAGUUGAGGUGGCCACUUCAAUUUUCCUCCAUUGAGGGAAAGUUGAAGUAGCCACUUCAACUUUCCUCGGAUGAGAGAGGUUGAGGUGGUCACCUCGAUUUUCCUUCGAUGAGGCAAAGUUGAAGUGGCCACUUCAAAUCUGCUUCGAUGAGGGAAAUAUGAAGUGGCGACUUCGAAUUUCCCUCGAUGAGGGAAAGUUGAAGUGGCCAUUUCAAAUUAAUUUCCUUCCUUCGAUGAUUCAGCGGGCGCGCGGUGCUCGUUUGCCUUCGAAUCUAUGCAACGCCACUGGCUGCGUAUGGGGUGAGUAAAUGUGCGCGCGCACGAGCGCGCGCGCGAUAUUUUUUUGGUUCUACGGCUUGCCACAGCCUGGUGCCCUGUGUCUUGGUGGAAUGAACUAACUUUGCGCGCUUUUUGAACUUACUCCCUUGAAUCCCUUGAAAAGUGGCGCUGUACUCCUACUCCCUUGGGUGGCGCCAGACACUAAUAAACCUAUAUAGUACGCACCAGGUAGACUUCCUUCCAGUCACCACCGCUGACAGAUUCUCAUCAAGAAUGGAAGCCGCGUGUCCCCUUUUUUUAACUUCUCCACUUUACUACAACAGGCGUCGAUGGCCCCACGGCACACGGGCUCGGUUCCGGCGCGAGCGGGUUUCCUCAGGACACAUCGCAACUUCUGGAUUUCAGUGCGAAUUUCGAAUCUGCGAACCUGCUCCACGCCGCGCACGUGGAGGUGAAUGGGGCCGAGGACCACAACAGCUCGCCUUGGAUCACCCCUGGAAAGGAGGUGGAGACGAGCCACGUCGAGGCGCCGCACGGCAUCGUCGCGGAGUACGAGCUGCAGAUGCGCUCGGACUCGCAAGUUCCGAUAGACCGGGCCACCUGCCAGUGGUUUCUGUUCGCCGUGAAGAACAAAGCGCCCGGGAAGAGCUACCGUGCGCGGAUGAAGAUCUGGAACUUCCGCAAGCCCAAAUCCUGCUACCAGGUCGGGCUGCAACCCUACAUCUACCGCGUCAAGACCGGGAAGGACACCAUCGACAACGUGUGGAGCGGCAGCUCCUGCCGCAACGUCGACUACGCAUGCUACGACCCGACAUCGGCGUCGACAGGAGCCACCAAGGCAGAUCCGUCGGGGCGGGGAAGAUGGUACUUAGUUGAUAAAGUGAUGACGGAAAGCUAAUUCGCAUGCAGGAGCAGGACCACAAGGUCUCUCUCUGAGUAUGUACUUAGAUGUAGAUUGAAUAAUUGCACAUGAUUCAUGGGUCUCGUAUGUAAAGAAAACCCGUAGAGGUCGUGAACCGGGAAAGAUAUGAUAAAGAAGACGGACUUAGGGUUCAAAAAUGAAAGUGUGAAACCAACAGGGGUCCUCUCUACAACGUCGGGAACCCUCUCGGCGUCGAGAAGCAGCCGACCAUUCUCCCCACCGGAGCGUACAGUGGCGACACUUUCCCCGCGCUUCCAAAGUCGGAAUACUACCAGCUUUCCUUCGACGUGGAAUUCGAGCACGAUGACGAAGUUGUCUUUUUCGCGGCCUACCCCCCAUACACCUACACGAUGCUGCUGCGGUUUCUGCGCGAAGUUGACCAGCUGAAUUCCCCAAACAUCGCCAAGAAGGAAAUUGGCCGCACCCUGGCCAACAUACCGGUGCCGCUCUUGAUUGUGACCAACCCGAAGGUGCAGGGCAGCAGCAAGAAGGACGUCGUCGUGAUAGCAAGGCAGCACCCCGGCGAGUGCGUGGGCAGCUGGGCCGCCCAGGGCUUCAUAAAAUUCCUGAUUGGCAACAGCAGUCUGGCGAACCUGCUCAGGACGACGCACGUGUUCCACAUCGUGCCAAUGGUCAACGUGGACGGCGUGGUGUACGGAAACAACCGCUGUACCUUGCUGGGCGUCGAUCCGAAUCGAUGCUGGGUGGAACCGAAUGCGGUACGUAUUUUUAGACUUUGAUUUUUCUGUCUAAUGGAAAAUCACGUCUAUAAGAUUUUGUAGAUCUUUUUCGUGUUUUUCGAUUUUUCAUGAGACACGAUCGAACUACCUUGGGAGCGCGUGCGCGAAGAUUCAAUUCCUUGUUAAUUAAGAAACUACUACAAAGUUGUUCUGUGCUAGAUGAACGCGCUCGUAGGUGACGAUCAUGAAGCUGCAUAACAAUCUGAUAAAACAGGUCUUGCAUCCUCUGGUGAGCAAGAUCAAAGCGUAUGUGAGUAGCUUGAACAACAGCCCCGGCACGAAUAGCGGGAAUAGCGGGAAAUAUCCCGGAGGCGGGAACUCGAGCGCGACCGCGACCAGUCAGUUCCAGGGCACGGAGAAGAUGCAGUCGGAGCUGACGUCGAAUUUAACGCAAAAGUCCACCUCCGAGUGGGUGAUGCAGAGCGAGAACACGCGAGCAGGCUUGAAGGACGUGGAGGACUUCUCGGAUCGGGACCUGGAGUCGAUCAAAUCCGGGAAUUACCUGCAGAUCGACUACGACAACAGCAACGCGAACUCGUCCACUCUGAGCGGCGCCAGCAUCUCCAGCCGGCCGAACACGGCGACCGCGACCACCGGGACGAAGAACGUGGUGCUGUUCCUCGAUCUCCACGGGCACUCCGCCCGAACGCAUGCUUUCCUCUACGGGUGUCUGCCGCAAAACAUCCGGGUGAAUGGGCAAAACAUCACGCCGCCGCUGCUGCAGGCCGCGUUCCUGGAGGAGGAAACCAACAUCGAGCUGCAGAAGCAGCUACUGGGGAAGAAGUUCGUGGAGGUCACGGGGACCGGGACCACGGUCGUAAACAACGGCCUCGCGGCGGGAGGCGCGACGGCGACCGGUGCUGGGGACGGAGCCGUGGGCGCGGGGAUGGGCGCGGGGGCAGCAAAUGGGACAAUGAACAACAACGCAGGGAAUACGGUAGGAGGAAGCGGGCACCAAAGCGGGGGCAUGGCGGGGGGUGAUACAACUGGAGCGGCAGCGGGGACAGCGGUCGGAGGAACGACAGACGACGCUUCAGGAGCUUCGCAGAACAACAAAGACGCCGUACCUCGGCAAAAUCAAAUCGUGGUGCCACCAAAAAUGUUGCGACUCUGCGCGCAGCACGCCGCGUUCCCAAAAAUCUGUGCGCUCGCGUCGACGGACUUCUGUCUGGCGCACUCCAACUGGGCCGUCAGCAAAGCACACCGGCGGGCCGCGCGUUGGGUGUUCUACAAACAGCUGGACAUCGUGCACUCGUUCACGGUGGAAAUUUCGCUGUUCGGCAUUUGCUCGCACGGCAGUCGCAAGCCCGAAGGCCAGCGUAGCAUACAGCUGUUCACGCCGCGCCGCGCCGAGUGGAUCGGCGUCGCCCUCGGACGAUCACUUGUGCCACACCUGCAGCCAGACAGCACCAACGCACUUGAAAUCGCAGCUAGUCCGUCGAGCUUGCCUUUUCUUACCUUCGACAAACUUCAGGGCGAGAAGCUGAUCGAGAGGGUACGUGUACACCUGCUGGCUGCUGUUGCUGAUUGGAUUCAGUUUCAUCUGAUAGUAGAGUACAUAGAUUAGAACAUUUGGUUGAGGUACGUACUUACACAUUAUGAGUGAUGCUUUUCACGCUUUCAUUUCCGUUACUAGGAUAUGGCUAUGGGACGGGUGCAGGACACCACCGACGCAAAUCAACCCAAGUACUGAAAGUUGGCUUACUGAACUUUCUCAUGGUGAAAAAACAGAUUCUCCGGUCCUUCGAGAUGCAGCUGCAAGAAGUGUUCUCACGCGAUAACACUCUUUCUGGCCUCAUGUCGAAGAUGGACGUGGGCGGGCACUCAGACAGCGACCACAGCGGUGAUGUAUCACAGUGAAAAAUGCCCCCACCCCCAAAUUUGCACAAAUUUGUGAUGCGAAGUUUCCAAAUGAAAACUUUUUGUCAUGCAUAAAAGGAGUAUGAGUCUUUGUUUCUGAUGGAUGCAGAUUCUCGGCUUGUAUCGCAUCGCUUGCAUGACAAGCGCCGCUCUUGCUGGGAUCUGUUGCGAUACAAAUUUUCGCUAUUCACGAUUGGAAAUCUGUGAUGCUGCUAGAUGCAAGAGGGCGAAUGCUUCUGUUGGAAAGGUUUGCAAUGCAAAUGCUCCCAAGUUCGGGGGUGGGGGCGUUUUUCAUGGUGAUAUGAUGAGGAGAAAACUUCCAAGAAAAAGAAGAAGGCGAGCGCUACGGGAGAUAAAAAGGACUCCGGCGGUGGUGGGGACGCCAAGAGCGGAGGCAACACGGGCGGCGGAGGUGGCGGAAAAAAGAAAACAGCUGGGGGCGCGACCGGCGGAAACAAGAAGAAAAAGACGGGAAAGUAG